Messenger RNA from Merops nubicus (carmine bee-eater), 311 nucleotides. RefSeq names its product translocase of inner mitochondrial membrane 17 homolog A (yeast) (gene TIMM17A). The record is from RefSeq and is a predicted model, not a curated record. Gene Ontology annotation, molecular function: transmembrane protein transporter activity. The transcript has 3 exons. Gene Ontology annotation, biological process: protein import into mitochondrial matrix. Gene Ontology annotation, cellular component: mitochondrial inner membrane; TIM23 mitochondrial import inner membrane translocase complex. The annotation marks the transcript as partial. Lineage: Eukaryota; Metazoa; Chordata; Aves; Coraciiformes; Meropidae.
GGAGCUUUGCUGUCUGGGGGGGUCUCUUCUCCAUGAUCGACUGCAGCAUGGUCAGGAUGAGAGGGAAGGAAGAUCCCUGGAAUUCCAUCACCAGUGGAGCCCUGACCGGAGCCAUUUUAGCUGCAAGAAAUGGGCCCGUGGCCAUGGUCGGCUCGGCUGCCAUGGGAGGAAUUCUCCUGGCUUUAAUCGAAGGGGCUGGCAUUCUGCUGACCAGGUUUGCCUCCACACAGUUCCCAAACGGCCCCCAGUUGCCAGAGGACCCCUCCCAGUUGCAGCCCACUCCCUUCAGCGAGUACAGACAGUACCAGUGA